AACAAUAACUUUUUUUUUCUGUUUUUUCCGGUGAACAUUCCGGCAACUGCACCGUUGAACCUCGCCGGAAAUGGACGAAUCAUGCAGAAUUGGCAUAGGCUUAAUGCGGGGUCUCCCUCGCCGGCGAUCGGUGGAGAACCGGUCAUCUUCCCGGAGGCAGGGGUCCAUCUUCUCCGGCUCCGGCGUCGCCCAUUCGGAACCGGUGGACGCCGAUGACUUCGCCGACGUCUUUGGGGGUCCGCCGAGAACCCUCCUCGCGCACAAAUUCUCGAGCUCCGGCUCUUUCUACGAGGGAAUUUUCCGGCAGCCGGAGUUCGUAUCUCCGGCGAUGAAGGGUGGCCGGACCUUGCCUGUGUUCAGGAUUCCGGCAAGGAAGGAGAAGUUUUACAGCGACAUCUUCGUGUCGGACGACGAGAGGAAAUCCAGAGAGCGGUCGGGGUCGCUGUCAAUGGCGAAUUCGUCAUCGGUACUGAGCUCCGAGGAGCUAAGCCCUCGCCGGCCGACGGUCGAAGAUGACGUGGCACUGUCUGCUUUUGCUUCAAAGCUGAGUCAUUGCUACAGGCCAAUCAAUGUCCAAUGGAGAUGGAACUCAUCAACUAUGAUGUCUGAGGAUUGCCCUAGUAAACAAAGAGUACCAUAUUUUCCAUGCAAUGCCGAGGCAUUUGAAAUUCAGUAUCAGGAUAAUGAAUACAAGGCAAACUUCAAAAGCCCCCAUUUGGGAUUCUCAAGAAGAGUCUCAUCCCCUGAAACCAUUAGUCUAGAUUCCAAUUCAUAUCAAGGCCUCAAUGCGUUCGUUGAUGAUUGGGAACUCAAUUCCCCGAUUUCAGUUGCCUCUUCGCUUUGUCAAGAACCUGAGGCAAAAAGUUCAGUUCAUGAUAUUAUAGAACAGGGUGAUGAUAAUGAUGACAGUGAUGAUGAAGAUGAAAUUAUGAGCUCCUAUGUCAUAGAAGUAAACUCCAACCUCAGAAGAGAAGAUUGUGAAGCAUCAUCCAUUGAUGAAGCAAUUGCGUGGGCCAAAGAGAAGUUUCAAUCGCGAAGCUCUGAGGAAGAAUCAAGCAUGAGAAAUGAUGGCAGUGAGCAAACUAUUGAAAUAGGAAGCCCAGAUGCAAGUGAAUGUCAUCAAGAUGAAAUUGGAAUAGUUCAACCUCCAAAGAAGCUAGAGACAGACACAGAGAGGUUGGAUAGAGAUAUAAGAUUGUGGUCAUCUGGCAAGGAAACUAACAUCCGGCUACUGCUUUCAACACUGCAUCAUAUUCUUUGGCAUGAGAGUGGCUGGAAUGCUAUUCCUCUUAUGAGUCUCAUAGAAAGCUCACAGGUGAAGAAGGCUUUUCAGAAAGCAAGGUUAUGCCUGCAUCCAGACAAACUGCAGCAAAAAGGAGCAACACUCUUACAAAAGCACGUAGCAGAGAAGGCUUUCUCCAUUCUCCAGGAUGCUUGGGCUGCAUUCAUUUCUCAAGAUGUUUCCUUUUAACCAGUAGAUCAUGACUCUAAUUCUUGAUAACUCAGUUUUGUCUUGAAAGUUUGAAGACAAACACCAAGCUAGAGAUUGGGAGAACGGAAGUGUUUAUUGACAUGCAGCAGAUAUAGUUGAAUACAUGAAAUUUGGAAACAUCAGCUCCUUUGUACAAAUAGUUACUGUCUUACUGAUGGAUCUUCGGUUUUGUUUAUGUCUGUAUCAUGGUUGUUGUUUGGUGCUUUAGUAGGUAUUAUUUCUGAAGUAGUUAACUUAAAGUUAUUUGAUCGGUUUUAGUAUUUUAUUUGUAUAAGUUGACUGGACACAAGAAUUAGUUUCCAAUACUUUUAUGUAUCCAUUCCUCAAAUUUUCUUUA
Messenger RNA from Lotus japonicus, 1829 nucleotides. RefSeq lists its product as uncharacterized. The transcript has 6 exons. The record is from RefSeq and is a predicted model, not a curated record. Gene Ontology annotation, biological process: clathrin-dependent endocytosis; clathrin coat disassembly. Gene Ontology annotation, cellular component: cytoplasm; vesicle; intracellular membrane-bounded organelle. NCBI's taxonomy places the organism in Eukaryota, Viridiplantae, Streptophyta, Magnoliopsida, Fabales, Fabaceae. Gene Ontology annotation, molecular function: clathrin binding. Bases 71 to 1471 code for a protein of 466 amino acids.